GCCAAUCAGAGGGGUUCUUUUACAAGCGCUGCUUUUGAAUGCCAAUCAAGAUGGCUGCUCGCAGUUGAUAUUUUUGCUCAUGAAACCUGCUCCAAACUUCCGCCCAUUUCCUUGAAUGUGGACUUCUGUUCAUGUUUUUACAACAUGGAUCCACCUCAUCUUUGUGGAGAGCCUUUCAAGGCUACAAAAUUGUGGAAUAUGAUCAUCCGAGAUUUUCGAGCUGGAAUGCCUCUGAAGCGUCAUCGCAAGGGACUACGAGGUCGUCACCAUGACAACUGUUUCACCUCCACAGAGGCAAUAGACUGGCUCCACGAUUACUUGCAGAACUGUGACAGAUUCGGCCCCUGGGUUACCAGGGCACAGACUGUGUCGCUGCUCGAGAAGUUUCUUCACAGCAAGGUCGUACAAGGGGUCAAGGGGUCGACUAAGAGCAGUCCAGUCAAGUUUGAGGACAACGGUGAUCUCUACAAAUUUGUCCCAGUCUCUCCAAUGAAAAAGCUCCGUUCUGCGCUAAGCAGCCGCUCCAACCUCCGCACCGCCCGGACACCACUGAAGACUCUCAACUCGGAGCCUAUGAGCAGGACUCUGUCCUACGACAACCCAGCAUUCAGUGCCCAAGAUGCAGACAGGGAGUCGGCCGGCCAGGGGAAGGGGAAAGGGGGAGGACCUAGCAGGGGACUCCCACAGUGCCGUCUGGUUCAGAGACCCCUGACACCGGCUCAGAGGGAGGAAGUCUGGAAGAGCGCAACUCUUAAUCGGUUACAGAGACUCCUUUGGCUGACUUCCUUAGACGGCCUCCUAGACGCCGGCCUUGUCAGCGCUAAGCACAUCAUGCAUAGCUGUACCCACGUCAGCAGGAACGGUGUGGUCUUGGUGCCCAAGGAUCAGGAUGACCUACCUCACUGGGUGCUAUCGGCAAUGAAGUGCCUGGCCAAUUGGCCCAACAGUCCCGAUUCAGGACUCCCUAACUACCCUGGCUUUGAGAGAGAUGUCUUCAAGACCAUUAGCUCCUACUUCCUGGGCUUAUCUCAACCACUACUGACCUUUCACCUCUAUGAUCUCAUCGUUGAGUCUUUUGUAACCGCUGAGCGCAGAGACAGAGGUCUGUACCCAGGGGCAGAGCCGCUGACCACCCCUCCCCAGACCAUCCAGGGCUUGACCUCUUUCGAGUCUGUCGAGAACCUGAUGCUGAACAUGACCUCAGCAGGAAUGUUUGGGCUCUCACCGGAGCUAGCUGGAGCACCAGAGCGAGCCAGAGGGGCAAUCGAUAGGAAGGGAAGGUUCGCUGAAGAUGCUAUGUCUAAGAGGCUCAAGUUGAUGGACGGAAGGAAGUGGAUUGGUGAUGUGAGAGGGAUACCUCCUAGUACCACUGCAUUCCACAUUGAGGCUGAGGGUGGUCAUGGUUCUUCAGGGAGGAGUAGUGACGCCUUACGCGGAUCUUGUUCUCCACCUUCAAGACGAGGCAAGAGGGGCAUCCAGCGCUCCUCAAGCAUGUCUGUCACAGGUUUCACCAGACCUAACUCAGAUGGAAAUCAACAACCUGUUGACGGAGAUGGGAAGCACUCGUCCAUCCAACCUCAAGGGAUGAGACGCUGUAUAUCAGAACCAACAACAGGAUGUCAAGGAAUUAAACAGAACUAUCCAGUACGAGUGCCAAGAGAAUCUCCACCCAUUACAUCCUCAAACAGAAUGGAGUCCGGCUGGCAGCACAACCAAGAACCUCCAAGGGAGAAUCACGGGUCCAGACAUCAGCAGCAUCUACAUCAACGACACAGACCUCUCUCAGCUCCAGUCCAACAGCGGACACCAAAGUUCCCCUCGGCAUCUAACCUCCACGUCCCUGAGCAUCACCAGCGGGAGAUUCCAGGCCUAGGCGGCAAGUCAAGAAAGUUCACGUCACAGAUCAUAAUCAGUGAUAAAGGUAAAGGAACCUCAUCUAGCACACACAGACCCAUGACAGGUUUUGCAUCAAGUCAGACACGCCCUUCGACUGAAACCAGCAGUAGCUCCAAGGACCUGAACUACGGAUUCCCAUUACAGUAUCCAGACCCAGCUACCAACACUAGACGAGGCUUUGGCUCCAUGAAUGAUAUCGGGAAUGCCUUGAAGUCCAACCAGACGGAAUGCCCACCCAAGGAAACCCACACCCGCAACCUCUUUGUCUCUAAAAGAUUCGGCUCAGCGAGUGAGCUGAUACAGAAGAUCUUCAAGAAGAAGAGUAGCAGCAGGGAAGCCGAUGCUCCAAGACAACCCAUCUCACUCGGUCAUCAACUCAGGGGGUCCACGCCUAACCUGGUCCACCAACAGACCCAACAACCCUCAAACUCCAUUCCAAAUCUUGACAGAGCUACCCCGCCAAAUCCCACGACAGUCACCAACAUCAAUGACAGACAACAAGACAGAAUCAGCCCAUCUUAUCCCCCACCCCUUCGAGCUACCCUCUCCUACUCGGACAUCGGCAGCUCGCGAGAGAACAGCGCCAGCCACACCCCCGAUUCCCACCCGCAGGUCAACGGACUACGCAGUGGCAGUUCUUCAGAUGUGAGGUCAACGGCCAAAGUUGAAAGUUCAGCAGGAUAUCAGAAAAUGAAAAGAAGCGACAGCACAGCAAGCUUGUACCUGAGUGAUGACAAGUCUUACACAGAGGAAGCCUUGAGACUAUGCUGUCUCCUCCUGCCUCCUGUCAACAGACGCAAGCUUCAUCUCCUCUUGAAGCUCAUGACAAAGAUGGAGGCCAACCCUGAACUGGUGCUCAGCAGCCGCAAGACCACCAGACAGCUUGUUCUUGAGACAUUCAGCCGAGCUAUCCUCUGCUCCCAGGAGGAGAUUGACUACAAUGAAACCCUCGCCUCCCGCAUCGUUGAGUAUCUGAUGGAUAACCAUGGCAACGUCUUUACACAGCCCGAGGAGCUCAAGGCUGACAUUCAGGACAGGCUGGUCUAUCUAGGCCGGAGCCAGAUCAAGUACGUAACAGAGACGGAGAACCAGACAGCAACAGCGCCCUCAUACUGCCAGAAGAUGAGCGUGGAGCAAUACGAGGCACAGAAACUGAGCAACUCGCAGCGGGCCGUGGCUGACCUUCUGGAGGUCAUCAUCCGUGAUCACAACAUGCCGGCAAAAGACAAGAAGAAGAAACUCAAACAGUUCCAGAAAACCUAUCCAGACAUUUACGCCCGACGACUGCCCACCACAGCCAGCGAGGCAGAGCUGUUUCCUGAGAAGCCUAAGAUCAAACAGCCCAUGACCAACGUCCGCAAGUCCUUCACCAAACUCAAGUCUCUCAGGUGAUCAGAUCAAUGUCUGUUAACCCUCACCCUAUCUGGACAUCUACGCCUGGCGAUUGCCUACCACAGCCAGCGAGGCAGAGCUGUUUCCUGAGAAGCCUAAGAUCAAACAGCCCAUGACCAACGUCCGCAAGUCCUUCACCAAGCUCAAGUCUCUCAGGUGAUCAGAUCAAUGUCUGUUAACCCUCACCCUAUCUGGACAUCUACGCCCGGCGAUUGCCUACCACAGCUAGCGAGGCAGAGAUGUUUCCUGACAAGCCUAAGAUCAAACAGCCCAUGACUAACGUCCGCAAGUCCUUCACCAAGCUCAAGUCUCUCAGGUGAUCAGAUCAAUGUCUGUUAACCCUCACCCUAUCUGGACAUCUACGCCUGGCGACUGCCUACCAAAGCUAGCGAGGCAAAGCUGUUUCCUGAGAAGCCUAAGAUCAAACAGCCCAUGACCAACGUCCGCAAGUCCUUCACCAAACUCAAGUCUCUCAGGUGAUCAGAUCAAUGUCUGUUAACCCUCACCCUAUCUGGACAUCUACGCCCGGCGACUGCCUACCACAGCUAGUGAGGCAGAGCUGUUUCCUGACAAGCCUAAGAUCAAACAGCCCAUGACUAACGUCCGCAAGUCUGUCACUAAACUCAAGUCUCUCAGGUGAUCAGAUCAAUGUCUGUUAACCCUCACCCUAUCUGGACAUUACGCCUGGCGACUGCCUACCACAGCUAGCGAGGCAGAGCUGUUUCCUGAGAAGACUAAGAUCAAACAGCCCAUGACCAACGUCUCUCAGGUGAUCAUUUGGUAAGGCAUCCCCUGGUCAAGGUAACACAAUGUUUGUAGAAUGCUUGUUGCUGGUUCUCAUUUGACUUCCAGUUUGGAACAUAAAUUUGCUAAUCCAUUUUUGAUAAGUCAGCAUAUCUUGACAAAGAUCAGUAACUCAAAAUCAUCUCUGGUAAAUUGUUUUUAUUUGAUGACGUCGUAUUUUUAAAUGUUGCAUUUCAAUGGCAGGCUAUAAACCUGACUGUUUUAACAUUCUUAAAGACAAAAUCAUUGUUUCAUUCAAUUUACUUUUUAAACUCUUGCCAAUACGUAAUUUUGAUGGAAUCAAGCAGAUGAAUGGUCAGUGUUGAUAUUGAAACAUGAAUUUACCUUCUUUUAAAUUCUUAAUUUUUUAAUCAGUUAUUUUUAAUACAUUUUGAAGCUCUGCAUGGUAGGAGAUGCAGUUCAAGGUUUGUUUUUGUUUCCAAUGUCAAAACUGUUUCAAAGGAAUACAAUUAUUAUUAUUAGGCAAAGCUAGAAACAGAUUGUUUCUGAGGGAACCAUCAGUAUUCCAAGGAGAACCGAAGGUGGUUCUUAAAAGAACCAGAGGUGAUUUGCAGACGCUGUUCUCUUUGUUUUUAUGUUUUUCUUUUUAUUACGAAUUGUUUGUUCACAAAUUGCCCAUUAUUUACAUCCACGCAGCUUUACAUUGAACAUGUUUUAACUUCUUUUUUUUUCUCUUUUUUUUUUGGAGACGGAGUAAUAAUCCUUGUAUUUACUGUAACAUACAUGAAUAGUGAUUGCAUGUAAUUAGUUGAAAUAGGUAUUUUGCUAUUAUUGUUGUAUAUUUUGUAUAGAACAAAACAUGAAGGUUAUGUCAGCCACCAGUAUAAAGGGUUUUGUCUGUUUUCAUUUCUUUUUAGCAUGGCCAAAUAACAUCAGGUAUAUUUUUGAAGGUUUCAAUUUGUUUCCCAAUUAGUUUAAAAUACUUUUUAUAAAUUCCAAUUUUAUUGUUGAUAUUGAUCUUCACAUUUUUUAACAUGUCAUCAGCAUUCAUAGGGGGCUUUUAAAAGGGAAACUAAUUAAUGUUUUUUGAAACAGAACCAUUGUUGCUUUACUUUAAGUAGUUACUUAAACAAAAUCUGGUCGCAUAUUGGAUGAUUUGAAAAUUUUGUCCUACAAAAUAAAGAAACCAUUAUAUAUUCAUUGUUAAAAUCAUUUACCUAACAUGGGGGGUAUUGGGGAAUUAGAAAGGAGAAAAUUAGAAUUCAAUUUAGAAUUCUUUUUUUCUACAUGUACUUCAUUAAAAUACUGGGGCGUUUGCUUUUAUUUUUGUAAUUUUAGCCAUGGUUAUGGACGCCCAUUAUAUAGCCCUUUUAUAUUUACCCAACGUUUUAAUAUUCAGACUAUUGGGAAUGGUAUGAUUUUUUGAUGACAUUUUAAGGUAAAUUUGCUGAAAUUGUACAAAAUGCAUAAAGGAGGUAAUUGUAGGAAGUUAUUGAAGUUGAAAUCUCAAAAUAGUGAUUGCAUGAUCUUAGUGGGAACAGAUGAAUAAACAACUUCGUUACUAGAAAA
Molecule: messenger RNA, 5601 nt
Organism: Patiria miniata (bat star)
Lineage: Eukaryota; Metazoa; Echinodermata; Asteroidea; Valvatida; Asterinidae
Product: DEP domain-containing protein 1A-like
Exons: 10
Coding region: 145-3288 (1047 amino acids)
Biological process (GO): intracellular signal transduction
Source: RefSeq, a predicted model, not a curated record